GAUGGAUGGAUGAACUAAGGAAAGCGUAACGUAUUAUUUUUAAAGCAUUAUUUGAUCUGUUAUUAAUUCGUUAAUGUCCCAGCUAUUGUUUAACCUCUAAACUACUUCUACUUUAGUAGAAGUAGAAGGAUUUGAGUAUCCCUCGUGUUUCUUACAAGGGGAAAAAGCGUGCCUGAACAAACAAACAAAAGUUUUAAAAUGGCUGGACCACCAGCAAAACAUUAAAACAAUAAAUGACACCUGGAAGUUUUAGUGAUCUAAUGUGCCUUUAAGAAGAAACUUGGCGCUGUCUGAAGACUUUAAUUGACAACAGUUGACAACAGUCCUGAGGAAAACAAAGUAGUGUUUAAUUAUUAUUAUCAUCUUCUCACAAUACACAGCACCAAAGUGGGGCAGUGACUUCAACAGAAGCUACAGAAACAAAUCCAGAUCAUCCAUGCCUCACAUGAAGUGACAGAUCUUCAGUAUUGAUACGCUCAUGUUUAGGUGGGUGUGUGUUUUCAGGGGAAGGGGCGUCUCUUUUCUUCCAACAUUUGUGGAGAAGAAAAUAAGAAGAAAAUAAAAGUGAAGAUCGCACAGUCCGUGUUCGUGCUGUGAAGGUGGGUUUGUCUACAGCUCAUACCUUACGCGGCAAUGCAGAAGCAGAACAUGAAGAACACUGAGAUGAUGAAACAGCUUCAAGACAAAGCUAAGCCGAGACUCAGCACUAAACUUGACUUAAGAGAGCCCGACGACAGCAGGGAGCGGGGACCGGGGUGGCUGUUCAGACGCAGCAAACCGACAACCGUUGACCUCGGCGGGUCCAACUUCUCCUCUGAGCCCGAUCUGCAAUUCUGCCCCGGUAAUGACGAGGGUUCAGGACGGGGAACGGACAGACCCUUCAAGUUCACGACAAAGUGCUCCCCUCCGGUGAGUCUCGCGGGGCCAGUGGGCAGCAGCGGGGGAUGGCAGGACAUCGCUGCUCCAUCAGGGUCCAACUCUGAGCACGCCUCCAGCAUCUAUAAACUGGAAAUUGAAAUACAGCGAGGCCAGAAUCUGGCCAUACGAGAUAGACAAGGCACCAGUGAUCCAUAUGUGAAACUGGCAUUCGGCAGUAAAGAUGUGUUCAAAAGCAAAACCGUCUUCAAGAAUCUGAACCCAGUGUGGAAUGAGAGGACAUGUCUGUUUGUCUAUAGUCUGAGUGAGCCUCUGAAUGUCAAGGUGUUUGAUCAUAACGUUUUAUUCACUGACGACUUCAUUGGUUCUGCAUACCUGCAACUGGACUCGCUAGAGCAACAGAGGACUACACCAAUAACACUAGAGCUGAAGGAUCCGCAGUUCCCCGAUGUAGACCUGGGCACAGUGGAGCUGGCAGUCACCCUGACGUCUGAACUGUGUCCUAUAGAUGAGCAACCACACAUGAUGCAGCAGGCUCCAAAGUCCCUACUGUGGCAAUGGAUUGUCAGCAUUUCCUUGAUCGAAGGCCGCGGCCUCCUGCCUAUGGAUCCUAACGGUCUGAGUGACCCGUAUGUCAAAUUCACACUGGGUCAGCAGAAGUACAGGAGCAAGGCUCUGCAAAAGACACUGAAUCCUCAGUGGAGGGAACAGUUUGAUCUGCAUCUCUAUGAUGAGAAGGAUGGAGUGCUGGAGAUCUCGGUGUGGGACAGAGACACUGGAAGUAAAGAUGACUUCAUGGGAAGCUGUAAGCUGGACCUCACUGCCCUGGCCAAAGAACGAAAGCAUCACGUAGUUCUGCCACUAGAGGACUUCCGGGGUUAUGUGGUCUUGCUGGUCAGACUCAGUGCUUCACCCUAUGAGUUCAUUGCUGACCUGUCAGUCACUCCACUGGACAACCCCAACGAACGCAAGGAGAUACUCGAACACUACGGUGUGUGGAAGUCAUUCUCCAAUGUUAAAGAUGUAGGAUUAGUGCAGGUGAGGGUGUUGAGAGCUGAGGGCCUCUCUGCUGCAGAUGUCAAUGGUAAGAGCGACCCUUUCUGUGUGUUGGAACUAAAUAAUGAACGUCUUCAGACACACACUGUCCAAAAGAAUCUCAAUCCAGAGUGGAAUAAGGCCUUUACCUUUAAUGUGAAAGACAUCCACUCAGUGUUGGAGGUGACGGUGUUUGAUGAGGACAAGGACAGACGUGCUGACUUCCUGGGGAAAGUAGCGAUCCCCUUAUUACGUGUUCGUGAUGGUGAGCUGAAGGGAUACGUGUUAAAAAACAAGGAACUAACUCAUCCAACCAAAGGUGUCAUCUACCUGAAGAUCGAUGUCGUCUACAACACCGUGAAAGCGGCUUUAAGGACUGUGGUGCCUGCACAGCAAAAAUACGUUGAGGAGGAACCUAAAAUUUCCAAGCAGCUGCUGCAGAACAAUUUGAACCGUGUGAAGCGAUUCAUCAUGAUCCUCAUCAGUACUGCGAGGUACAUCAACAGCUGCUUUCAAUGGAAAUCUACAAGGAGGAGCAUCGUUGCAUUUGUGCUGUUUGUGCUGGUGGUGUGGAACUUUGAGUUGUACAUGGUGCCCCUGCUGCUGUUCUUAGCACUGGUCUGGAACUACUUCUUCUGCCCAAGAGAAACCGAUAUGGUCACGUUUGAGUGGGAGGUGGAAGAGGAGGAUAAAGAAGACAAGGACAAAGGAUUUAUGCAAAGACUGUUUGCCAUUCAGGAAGUGCUCAUUGUCAUACAGAGUGCAUUGGAUGAAGUGGCGUCCAGUGGAGAGAGAAUAAAGAACACCUUCAACUGGACAGUGCCGUUUCUCAGCUGGUUGGCCGCCACAGCCCUGUGUUUGGCCACGGCUCUUCUCUACUUCAUACCUCUUCGAUACCUCAUCCUUGCCUGGGGUGUUAAAAAAUUCACCAAGAAGCUCAUUAAUCCAUACGUGAUUGACAACAAUGAACUCCUGGACUUCCUUUCCAGAGUGCCUUCUGACAUUCAAGUGGAGAAGUGCGAUAGCUUGUGCCUUCAGAGAUUUCUUCAGAGGUUUCCUCCAUGGAGUCAGCAGUUUAUUUUAAAGAUGGUGCUGGGCAAAGUGAGGGCUCUGGCCAUCAACUUUGACACCAUGAAUGAGAACAACCUUCCCGUGUUCUCCGGCGGAGAACUGGUGUCAGGACGGGUUAUAGUGGAUGUGACCGGGGAUCUGCGGGUCAAGAGUCUGGACCUGGUCGCCAAAGGAAUCGCCAAGGUUCGGUGGACAGAGUCGAGGAACGCAGGAGCCAACACGUCUUAUGCCCAGAACUACACCGAGGAGGUGGAAUACUUGCACCACUAUGACACGCUGAUAGGAGAGGAGAGGGAUGAAGACUGUCCAGAAGAAGGUCUGACGGUUCUGCAUGCUGGACUACAUGAGUUUGCUUUUAGCUUUAAUCUGCCUCAGAUGGCCUUAGCCACAUCCUUUGAGGGGAAGCAUGGCAAUGUAAGGUACUGGGUAAAGGCAGAACUCCACCGUCCAUGGCUGCUCCCUGUCAGAGUCAAGAAAGAGUUCAUUGUGUUUGAACACAUUGACAUCAACACACCACUGCUGCUGGCCCCACAGGCUGGGACAAAGGAGAAGACCCUUUGUUGCUGGUUCUGUGCUUCAGGUCCAAUCUCCCUCAGUGCCAAGAUUGAGCGAAAGGGCUACACUCCAGGUGAAUGCAUCCAAAUAUUUGCUGACGUAGAGAACUGCUCAUCCCGGGUUGUGGUCCCUAAAGCGGCCUUAUACCAAAACCAGACAUUCUUUGCCAAAGGCAAGGGCAAACAGAUUCAGCAACUUGUGUCCAAUCUUCGAGGGGACUGGGAAGGGAAACUGCUCAAAAUUCCACCAGUGUCCCCUUCCAUUUUGGACUGUCCCAUCAUUAAAGUGGAAUAUGCUCUGGUGGUGUAUGUGGACAUUCCUGGGGGGUUAAACUUGUCCCUCUCUUUGCCUUUGGUGAUUGGAACCAUACCUCUGCAUGCCGGCACCAGCCGCACUUCCAGCAUCAGCAGCAACUGCAGCACCAUGACUUGGCUGGGCCUGUCAGAGACACCUGAGGCUCCUCCAAGUUACAGCGAUCUGAGGAUAUCAGAGUCGCACAGACGGGACUGUCUGCGGGGUUGUAAUAGGUCAGAGCAGGAGGAGGAGGACUACAGUGCCCUGCUGACCUACAUCACUGAGUUCAGAUAUUUGCCACCACCUGUCUACUCUGAGGUCGACCCCUGUGCUGACGUCGUGGAGGCCACGAAUGUCAGCAGACCUGACACGUUUCCGUCCCGCUGAGCUACGAAACACUUCUGCACAAACCCAUGCUGUUACCCUGAUCUUACAGGACACAGAGCCGCCUUUUUGCCGGAUUAUAUAUCAGGAGAGAUGUGCCCAGACCCUCACUAAUGAGGGAUUAUAAGCAGACUAGUAUCAGGUGACCACUGACAAAUAGACCAGGAAGAUUGAGUCAUGCUGGACCUUCUGUCUUCCUUCUGUGACAGGGGCAACAACAAGCAGCUCUGUCUGACAUCGCUGCAGGAGGAAGGAUCAGACUGUACUAAGAACUUUGCACAAACCAUGACUCUUUCUGUCAGUGGACCUAUUUACUUCAGAUUUCCCACAGGCAUUUCUAUUCUUCUGUAAAAUCUGUCCGAACGAGUGUGACGUUUUGAUCUAAAGGGCACAUUUAAAAGAGAGCAAAAGUUGUUUUCUCAUCUCAUGGAGAUGUCACAGUCACUAAACAGACUUUGGGUUUUAAUAGAUUAUUUUUUCAAUGUUAAAAUGGAAAAGAAACCCACAGUAGAUCAGGAUGUCAUAAGAAGAGCUGUUUCCAGCCGUUAAAUGCAGUACUGGUUAGAAAAGAUGACCAGCUAGUGCACUGGAUGGGGAUUUUCAGGAAUGGUUGUUGUAUGAAGUACUGGUUGGUACUGUACUUGGGCCAUGGUGACCACCAAAGAGAGAUGUUACAAAUUCCUUCAAAAACAAAAGGUCAAAACAAACAGAAGCUAAUGUCAGCUGAAAGCUGUAAUUUCUGCAUCACAUCAAACUCCACAGAAAAAGGUUUGCCUUUGGUUUGUUAGCGAUGGAGGCAGAAGAUGAUCAACUAUUCAACUAUGACAUGUUAGUUUAAGAAACCACUCUGUUUCGCUGUGGGUCUUGAUGUGUGUUCAAGAGCUGCAAAAACAAAAGACUAACAGCAGGUACAGUAGAUCACACAUUUCUAAGAAUAUUUCUGAGAAAUAGUUGUGUAAAUCUUUUCUUGUUGGAGUGGCUUAAACAUUUUUAAAUGUCUGACACAGAGCACGGCCAGUGCCUUGUACAACUACAUUCCAAAAACGACUGAAUUUGCCCUUUUGAGAUUAAACCUACAAUGUUUGUGUGUAUGUGUGUGUGUGUGUGAAAUGGAUGUUUGUAAAAAAAAAAGUCCAG
Messenger RNA from Cynoglossus semilaevis (tongue sole), 5352 nucleotides. Its product is annotated as arrestin domain-containing protein 3-like. The coding region runs from base 634 to 4218 and encodes 1194 amino acids. Gene Ontology annotation, biological process: protein transport; regulation of neurotransmitter secretion. The transcript is spliced from 28 exons. Gene Ontology annotation, cellular component: synaptic vesicle membrane; cytoplasm. The record is from RefSeq and is a predicted model, not a curated record. Lineage: Eukaryota; Metazoa; Chordata; Actinopteri; Pleuronectiformes; Cynoglossidae. Gene Ontology annotation, molecular function: calcium ion binding.